AUGGAAAACACCGAGGGAUACAUUGAAGAGCGAGAGGGCGACCUUGAGUAUGACCGGAUGAUGGAGUACGAGCAAGGCCAGGAGGGUGACCAUGAACAUGAUCCUCACGGAGAGCAUGGAGGAGCAGCCGAUAACGGGCUUGACCAAAUGACGGGCACCUUCAACAAUGUGGCGCAGGGCCUAUCGGGCCACUACCGAAGCAUCAUGCUGGCAUACUGGCAGGAGAUUAUCAGCAGUAUUGAGCAUGAUGAGCACGAGUUCAAGGUGCAUCAGCUUCCUCUGGCGCGUAUCAAGAAGGUGAUGAAGGCCGAUGAGGACGUGAAGAUGAUUUCUGCCGAGGCACCCAUUCUGUUUGCCAAGGGAUGCGACAUCUUCAUCACCGAGCUGUCGAUGCGGGCCUGGAUUCACGCUGAAGAACACAAACGGCGAACCUUGCAGCGGUCCGACAUUGCCUCGGCGCUACAGCGAUCGGACAUGUUUGAUUUUCUCAUUGACAUUGUUCCUCGCGAAGAGGCCACCUUGCCCCCCGGCGCACGAAGUCGUCAGACCCAGUCGGCCGCUGCUGCCGCUGCUGCUGCUGCUGCCAUGUACAUGGGCGACGAAGAGGAGGAGUACCUGCAGGAGUCCCUGGAGGAGGGACAUCAGAUGGAGGGCGGAGUUCCCGGUGUGAUUCCCACUCAUCCUCUUCAGGAGCAGAUGGGUAUGUUUCAGCAAGAGUAG
Messenger RNA from Yarrowia lipolytica CLIB122, 720 nucleotides. RefSeq lists its product as uncharacterized. The record is from RefSeq and is a predicted model, not a curated record. Gene Ontology annotation, cellular component: nucleus; CCAAT-binding factor complex. Lineage: Eukaryota; Fungi; Ascomycota; Dipodascomycetes; Dipodascales. Gene Ontology annotation, biological process: regulation of transcription by RNA polymerase II. Gene Ontology annotation, molecular function: protein heterodimerization activity; DNA-binding transcription activator activity, RNA polymerase II-specific; RNA polymerase II cis-regulatory region sequence-specific DNA binding.